Paralichthys olivaceus (Japanese flounder) is the source of this 1246-nucleotide messenger RNA. It is a transcript of the gene spef1, whose product is annotated as sperm flagellar 1. The record is from RefSeq and is a predicted model, not a curated record. Lineage: Eukaryota; Metazoa; Chordata; Actinopteri; Pleuronectiformes; Paralichthyidae. Gene Ontology annotation, cellular component: axoneme. Gene Ontology annotation, biological process: regulation of cytoskeleton organization. Gene Ontology annotation, molecular function: microtubule binding.
UAACAACCUGCGAAGCUAACAAAGCUAGCUCGGUGAGAACAGUUCGCAUCUUUACAAACAGGCAGGGAAACCCGACGGAAAUGAGUCGAGAGCUGAACGAAGAGGAGCUUCAGGACUUGUACGCGUGGAUAGAUAAAAUAUCGCUGUCCCGACCGAAGAGACACAUCACAAGAGACUUCAGCGACGGAGUGAUGGCUGCUGAGGUUGUGAAAUAUUUCUUCCCAAAGCUUGUUGACCUUCACAAUUAUGUUCCUGCUAACUCCACACCACAGAAGCUCAGUAACUGGAGCCAACUCAACAGGAAGGUGUUUUCCAAGCUGAACUUUCAUUUGCCUGAAGAAACAGUGAAGAGGAUUGCACUGAGCACUGCAGGAGUGAUAGAGCCUGUGCUGAGCGCCCUGAGGGAGAAGAUAGACAAGAAACUGGAGCAGACUGCAGACAACAUACUGCUGUGCACUGAUUUGGAAUAUUUUGACACCAGGUACCACGAGAAACCUCCUGCAGAAAUUCGUCAGACUGAAGUGGCUCAGCUGAGAGAAGAGGAAAUAAAAAAAGAUGAUGACAGAAGACAAAGAAACGGUAACCCGCAGCACACAGUACAGUCCUACACAGACAUGGACCGAAGAUACAGAAUAAUCCUGCAGGAAAAAGAACAAACUGCCAUGGCUUUGCAGGAGACUGUAGAGAUCUUGCAGAUGAAAGUGAGCAGGUUAGAGCAUCUGGUUCACUUGAAGGACAUACGUAUUGAAGAGCUAACCCAGCAUCUGAAGACAUACAAAGCCAAAGGCAAUCCACGCUGAUGAAAAGUUACACAAAAUCCACACAGUUUGUAAUAAUAACGUGAAGACAUAAUCCUGUAACACAAACUCUUCUACUGUUAAAGGUAAAUGAAUGUAAAUGAUUAUAGUUCUAUUAUUGCCUGUUGAAAUGCAUCAGAUUAGUAUUUUCUACGUAAACUUUCCUAUAGUUUUCUCUAUAAUAAAAGUAUUUUUGUAGACCUGCAAAUGAAGCUGAGUCCCUGUGUUAAACAGGUUUGUUGUUCAGGUGAAAGAUUUUCUGCUGUAAAUGUUUUAUUAUUCUGUUUAUGAAGCAUCUUAAUAAGUCGUUGCCUCUGUGUGAGCAGCAUGUAGAAUGUGUUUUUCACGGUGUAUCACAACAUAUCUACAGUCUUCUUUAACUUCUGUGCCUUCACACAUCCUAUGACGUCUGACUGCCAAGCGCUCAAUAAAUCAAUGAACUACUGUGA